Messenger RNA from Prorocentrum cordatum, 453 nucleotides. NCBI's taxonomy places the organism in Eukaryota, Dinophyceae, Prorocentrales, Prorocentraceae. The record is from the annotation of a GenBank genome assembly.
AUGCUCACAGUUGCUCAGAUGUCCCCUCUGGCAAGUCCUGUCUUGUCAGGCACUGCUUUGUUUGGCUGUUCAAUUCGUUGCCGCCGUCGUGCCAGGCCCGUGUACGACGGCGACUAUCCCGCGUGCAUGCGAUGCGCUUGUGGGGAUCGCCUGCCCACCUUCACGGACGAGGAGCGCGAGCUGCUCAAGGGAUCGAGCGAUUUCUUCGGGCUCAACUCGUACAGCUCGAACAUGGCGUCGCCCGGCAGGCCGCGCGGGCCGGGCUACUGGGAGGACAUCGGCGUGGAGUGGUGGCACGUUGAUCGCGGCUGGGAGAGGACGGACAUGGGCUGGCCAGUUGUCCCCUGGGGCUUCCGGGAGCUCUUGCUGUACAUUCAGGUGACAUCGCCACGCAUGCGAUGCGAAUUCCGAGUGCACCCCAUUCCGUUGACAGAAGGAUUGGCUCAUGUAUGA